Messenger RNA from Acaulospora morrowiae, 273 nucleotides. Lineage: Eukaryota; Fungi; Glomeromycota; Glomeromycetes; Diversisporales; Acaulosporaceae. The record is from the annotation of a GenBank genome assembly.
AUGUCAACAACCUCCAGUCUACAAGCGUUUCUCUCCUGGGCUCAAGAACACGGUGUGGAGUCUGAGCUUAGUGUACAAGAAAUUCCAGACAAAGGUCUAGGUUUUGUCACCAAACGUACAGUCGUUCGCGACAACCAAACAAAGGUUGUUAUUCCGAAAUUAUUGUUGCUAAACGCAACCAAAGUUGGAAAGUACGCUAAGGAAAAGGCUCCAAAACUUGAGGAAACUUUUCAAUCCUUGAUAAGAAAUCGUCAAACAAUAAAUGACCGCUUA